Messenger RNA from Thermochaetoides thermophila DSM 1495, 3540 nucleotides. RefSeq lists its product as uncharacterized. NCBI's taxonomy places the organism in Eukaryota, Fungi, Ascomycota, Sordariomycetes, Sordariales, Chaetomiaceae. Gene Ontology annotation, biological process: chromosome organization. Gene Ontology annotation, cellular component: chromosome. Gene Ontology annotation, molecular function: ATP binding; ATP hydrolysis activity; protein binding. The transcript has 4 exons. Bases 1 to 3540 code for a protein of 1179 amino acids. The record is from RefSeq and is a predicted model, not a curated record.
AUGAGGGUGACGGAACUCAUCAUCGACGGCUUCAAGUCGUACGCGGUGCGCACCGUGAUCACGGGAUGGGACGAAAGCUUCAACGCCGUCACUGGCCUCAACGGCAGUGGCAAGUCCAACAUCCUGGACGCCAUCUGCUUCGUGUUGGGCAUCACCAACAUGUCCACGGUUCGCGCGCAGAACCUGCAGGACCUUAUCUAUAAGCGCGGCCAGGCUGGUGUGACGAAGGCUAGCGUAACGAUCGUCUUCGACAACCGCGACAAGAAGCGGUCCCCCAUCGGCUUCGAGGAGUAUGCGACCAUCAGCGUUACCCGCCAGAUCGUUCUAGGCGGCACGACAAAGUACCUUAUCAAUGGUCACCGCGCACAACAGCAGACAGUUCAGAACCUCUUCCAGUCUGUCCAGCUCAACAUCAACAACCCGAACUUCCUGAUUAUGCAGGGUCGCAUUACCAAGGUGCUCAACAUGAAGCCCGCUGAAAUUUUGGCCAUGAUCGAGGAAGCAGCCGGCACACGGAUGUUCGAGGACAGGAAAGAGAAGGCGCUCAAGACGAUGGCCAAGAAGGACCUCAAGCUCCAGGAGAUCACUGAACUAUUACGAGACGAGAUUGAGCCUAAGCUUGAGAAACUGCGCCAGGAGAAGCGCGCGUUCCUCGACUUCCAACAAACACAAAACGACCUCGAGCGCUUGACCAGGAUAGUCGUCGCCCAUGAUUACGUGAGGUGUCAGGAACAGUUGAAGCAGUCAGCAUCCGAACUGGAGGCCAAGAAGCAGCGCGCCAAAGAAUUGGAGGAGUCUGCGCAUCGGUUAAAGAGUGAGAUAUCCAACCUGGAAGAGGAUCUUGAGAGGGUAAAGUCGCAGCGUGAUAAGGAGCUGCGCAAGGGCGGCAAGGCGCAGGCGCUCGAAGAGGCGGUCAAGAAGCACUCGAACGAGCUCGUCCGACUUGCUACCGUGGUUGACCUCAAGAAAGGCAGUAUCACGGAGGAGAAGGAGAGGCGAGCCGGCUGUGAGAAGACUGUUGCUGAGUUGGAAACAACACUCAAGGAGAAGACCAAGGCAUAUGAGAAGAUCAAGGCCAAAUAUGACGCUGCCAAGGAGGCCGCCGAGAAGCAAAGGCAGGAGGCAGAGGCAAAGGAAGAAUUGCUUCAGACUCUGCAGACUGGUGUCGCGUCCAAGGAUGGUCAAGAAAAUGGUUACCAAGGCCAGCUGCAGGACGCCAAGAACAGAGCAACAGCAGCCGUCACGGAGCAGGAGCAGGCAAAGCUCAAGAUUGCCCACCUGGAGAAGAGGAUAAAGGAGGAAGAACCACGUGCUAUGAAAGCGAAAGAGCAGAAUGCCGCUCUUCUCAAGGACUUGGAGGGGCUCAGGCAACAGGCCCAAAGGUUGGAGAGGGAGAUGGCUAAGCUCGGCUUCCAACCAGGCGCUGAGCAAGAGUUGUACAAGCAGGAGGCUGCCCUCCAGCAAACGAUCCGGGACCUCCGGCAAGAGGCUGAUGCUCUCAAGCGGAAGGUUGCCAACAUCGACUUCCACUACCACGACCCCGUCCCCAACUUUGACAGGUCUAAGGUCAAGGGUCUGGUUGCGCAGCUGUUCACAGUUGACAAGAGGUUUCUCCAGGCGGCUACGGCACUUGAGAUCUGCGCUGGUGGCCGUCUCUACAACGUGGUCGUGGAUACCGAAGUCACAGGUACACAGCUGCUUCAGGGGGGUAGGCUACGCAAGCGCGUCACGAUCAUCCCCCUGAACAAGAUCGCAGCCUUCCGGGCCUCAGCACAAACAGUUGCUACUGCUCAACGCAUCUGCCCUGGCAAGGUUGACCUGGCCCUAUCUCUUGUCGGCUAUGACGAGGAGGUCUCGGCUGCCAUGGAAUACGUCUUCGGUAACACGCUCAUCUGCGCCGACGCUGAGACGGCCAAGCGGGUGACUUUCGACCCCAAUGUCCGGAUGCGCAGUAUCACUCUCGAAGGCGAUGCCUAUGAUCCUUCCGGUACUCUCUCUGGUGGCAGUGCCCCGAAUUCCAGCGGCGUUCUCAUCACCCUCCAGAAGCUCAACGAUGUCACCCGACAGUUGCGUGAGGCCGAGGCGUCGCUUGAGAAGCUCCAGGCGACUAUUGUCAGGGAGAAGAGCAAGCUCGAUCAAGCUAAGCGCCUAAAGCAGGAACUUGAUCUCAAAACGCACGAGAUCAAACUUGCUGAGGAGCAGAUCAGCGGCAACUCUUCUUCCUCCAUCAUUCAUGAGGUGGAGAACAUGAAGGAGCAGAUCGCGCAGCUCAAGCAAGCUGUCGUGGAGGCCAAGCAGCGUCAGGCUGAGGCCACUGCCGAUAUCAAGAGGAUCGAGAAGGACAUGAAAGACUUUGCUAACAACAAGGAUGCCAAGCUGGUUGAGCUGCAAACUUCGCUGGACAAGCUGCGCGCAUCCCUCGAGAAGAUGAACGCUGCCAACAAGACGCUCCAGAAGGAGCUACAAGAAGCCCAACUCGACUUGGAGCAAGUCUCAGGAGAUCUCACUGCUGCUCGGGAGCAGCUCCAGGAGAUCGACCAGGCCAUCAAGGCCCACCAGGAAGAACUUGAGGACCUAGCUCGUCAGCAGAGGAAAGUAAAGGAGGCCCAUGAUGUCGCCCAGGCCCAACUCGACGAGGAGCGUGCCAAGCUCCACGUCUUCGACGACGAGCUCCAGGCUCUCGAGGAGGCUAUCCGGUCCAAGAACGCCCGUCUCACCGAAGAGGGUCUCGAGAAGCAGAAGUUGGGCCAUCAGGUUGAAAAGUUCCACAAAGAGCAACAAGCUGCCGCCCAGCGUGUGGCCGCCAUGGAGAAAGAGUACGAGUGGAUUGCCGAGGCACGCGACCAGUUCGGCCGUCCCGGCACUCCAUACGACUUUCACGGGCAGAACAUUGCCGAGUGCAAGGCCAUGCACCGUAAUCUGUUGGACCGUAGCCAAGGCCUGCGCAAGAAGAUCAAUCCCAAGGUCAUGAACAUGAUUGACAGCGUCGAGAAGAAGGAGAUGUCACUCAAACACAUGAUGAAGACCGUGUUGAAGGAUAAACACAAAAUCGAGGAGACGAUUGCCACGCUCGACGAGUACAAGCGCAAGGCGCUUCAGGAGACGUGGGAGAAGGUCAAUGGCGACUUCGGCCAAAUCUUUAAUGAGCUGCUACCAGGCAGCUUUGCUAAGCUGGAACCUCCUGAGGGCAAGGACCUGACCGAUGGUCUGGAAGUCAAGGUCCGGCUGGGUAAAGUGUGGAAGCAGAGUUUGACUGAGUUGAGCGGUGGUCAACGCUCACUGAUCGCCCUCUCGCUGAUCAUGGCCCUUCUUCAGUUCAAGCCGGCGCCCAUGUACAUCCUGGACGAGGUCGACGCCGCUUUGGAUUUGUCGCACACGCAGAACAUCGGUCGCCUUAUCAAGACGCGCUUCAAGGGUUCGCAGUUCAUCGUCGUCUCGCUCAAGGACGGCAUGUUCCAGAACGCCAACCGUAUCUUCCGCGUCCGCUUUAGCGAGGGUACUUCCGUGGUGCAGGCACUGACGCCGGCUGAUCUGAAGUAA